CCGUAAGUGCCUACACUUCAGCUUUAAAGACUUCCAUCAUAGGCCAAACGGAGUUCCAACCCAAACUGCUUGCCUCUCGCACGAUUUCCAACGCGAAAACAGACGAAAUAUUCACUAAUCUUCUCAUACAACAUGGAAGAAAAGCCCUGAUCAGGAAUGACGAGACAUAUUAUUCAAGGAGUAAAGAGCUUGAGUACUACGGAAAAGUCAGCGGUACUCCAGUCAAGCACUGCAGUGAAAUAUUUCUUGGUGCGAUUGAUGAUCAGGAGAGUGCUAAUUCUAUUCUUGUCGUUGGAAAAGCAGGGAUUGGGAAAUCCCUGUUUUGCCAAAAGGUGAUUCGCGAUUGGGCCAACAACGAAUUAUUUCAAGCACGAGAAAACACUGAAAUCCCCAAUUUAAAAUUUGUGUAUUUGCUAUCUUUCCGUCAAUUGAAUUUGCUUGAAAAUAACUGUGUGACUUUAAGAGAAAUCUUAAAUUGGUCUUCGGUACUGGAUGACAAAUGUAACAUUGAUGACUCUACAUUUGAGUACAUUGUAAAGCAUCCCAAGGAAGUUAUGAUCAUCCUCGACGGCUAUGAUGAGUAUUCACAGCAAGACUACAUCGCUGGAAACUUAGAGGAGCAUCCCAAUGACGCUAGACGUAAAAUGCCGGUGGCCGCAUUAUGUUCAAAACUCAUCAAAGGAAAAAUCUUGAAAGGGGCUAUCGUCAUGAUUACCUCGCGACCUGAUGAAUCGGACAAGAUGGGAGGAAUCCGUUUUAAACGGUACGUGGAAAUUGCGGGAUUUUCGUCAGAACAAGUCAAGGAGUUCAUUGAGAAAUACUUCAAGAAAAACGAAAAUAUGAAGAACGCUGUACUUAAACAUGUCAUGAACAAUAGUGACCUUGUCAGUUUUGCUCAUAUUCCUAUGCUCUGUUAUCUGUUGUGCUUCGAGAUGGAGUAUACCCUAACCGAAUCAGGAAAUCGGGAUGACCUUCCUGUUUCAACAACCGACAUUUACACCAAACUUGUUGAUAUCUUUGAACUUAAGCACAACGCUGAGUCAGAAUAUAGACAGAAAGAAAUUCCUGAGAAAUUCAAGCCCCCUCCUGUUAUCAAGAACACGUUAGAGAAAUUAUCAGAACUAGCGGCUAAACUGCUGGUUGAAGGAAAGCCAACUUUUGAUGAAAGCGAGAUGGAAGGCAAUUUUGACGCGGAAGAAGUCAACAAACUGAAAGGUAGCGGUCUUCUUUACUGUGGUCAGCCUUUCAGGACUGCAUUGAUUAGAACCACGAAACACUUCAGCUUCACACAUCUCACCGUCCAAGAAUUCUUGGCCGCUCGUUGGUUUGUAAAGGAAAAUCGUCUUCCAGACGCGAAAUGCUCUAAAAUGGUUUUCCAAUUCAUGGCUGGCCUUUUGUCAACUGAGGGAAACAAGAAACUGAUGGAAAAAUUACUAGAUUCACCCUUCGUGGAUUCCUGUCUUAAAACGACGUGUCUGACUGAGUAUCAAAACAAAGAUUUCGCUAAAAAGUUCAUCAGGAAUAAUCCCCAAGCUUUUUGUAAUUUAGACGGCGUCAUGGCUUUUAACGGUUUAUCAGAUGUAGAUUGUAUUGGAGCAUCAUUUGUGUUGGACAUAAUGAGUGAACUAAAUAAAGAAGAAGCUGGAGAGGCACAACACAAAUAUUCUGAUAAGUUCGUCACAGUUCAGAAGUUAGAGCUGAGAAGAUCACGGCUAACACCGUCUGGAAUACAACGACUCUGUAAUUCAUUAAACAAUGAACACUGUCUUAUGUCUGAACUGAACUUAUCAGGGAGUAACUUGACUAAUAAGUGUGUAGAUGUUAUUAAUAGAUUAGUAGAAAGGAAGUUAACCACACUAAGUCUAAAGGAAAUUGGGAUCACUGAUACCGGUGUUGCCAGUCUGUGUAAAGCUUUACAGCAUUCAAGCUGUAAGUUAACCACAAUAAGUCUGGAGGACAUUGAGAUCACUGAUAUCGGUGUUGCCAGUCUAUGUGAAGCUUUACAGCAUCCAAGCUGUAAACUAACCACACUAGAUCUGGGGUUAAAAAGGAUCACUGAUACCGUUGUUGCCAGUCUAUGUGAAGCUUUACAGCAUCCAAGCUGUAAGCUAACCACACUAAAUUUGCGCUGUAAGCUAACUAUACUAAAUCUGUGGUAUUCUAGGAUCACUGAUACCGGUGUUGCCAGUCUAUGUGAAGCUUUACAGCAUCCAAGCUGUAAGCUAACCACACUAAAUCUGCAGGGUAGUUCUAUCACUGAUACCAGUGUUGCCAGUCUAUGUGAAGCUUUACAGCAUCCAAGCUGUAAGCUAACCACACUAGAACUGCGAAGUAGUUGUAUGACUGCUACCUGUGCUGCCAGUCUAUGUGAAGCUUUACAGCAUCCAAGCUGUAAGCUAACUACACUAGAUCUAGGGUUAAAUAGGAUCACUGAUACUGUUGUUGCUAGUCUAUGUGAAGCUUUACAGCAUCCAAGCUGUAACAUAACCACACUAAAUCUGGGUUACAUCACUGAUAUCUGUGUUGCAAGUCUCAGUGAAGCUUUACAGCAUCCAAGCUGUAAGCUAACCACACUAAAUCUGGAGGACACUGACAUCACUGAUACCGGUGCUGCCAGUCUAUGUGAAGCUUUACAGCAUCCAAGCUGUAAGUUGACCACACUAGAAAUGCCUUCGACUUUCAACCCUGCUAACCAGAAUGUCAAAAAGAUUCUUAUGAAACACUGGCACCUUAUUUCAGCGGUAAGUGUGUACACUACAGCUUUACAGACUUCCAUUAUAGGCCAAACGGAAUUCCAAUCCAAGCUGCUCGCUUCUCAGACGAUUUCCAACGCGAAAACAGACGAAAUAUUCACUUAUAUUCUCAUACAACAUGGAAGAAAAGCCCUGAUCAGGAAUGACGAGACAUAUUAUUCAAGGAGUAAAGAGCUUGAGUACAUGUACUACGGAAAAGUCAGCGGUACUCCAGUCAAGCACUGCAGAGAAAUAUUUCUUGGUAUGAUUGAUGAUCAGGAGAAUGUUAACUCUAUUCUUGUCAUUGGAAAAGCAGGGAUUGGGAAAUCCCUGUUUUGCCAGACGAUAAAAUCACAUAUCCUAAGUUACAAUAUAAACUCAAAAAACUAUUUACAUAUCAUAUCUAAAAAUUAUUCUGUUACUAAAAACGUUCUUAAACCUGUCAGUGUAGAUUCUAGGGACAGAGACUGA
Molecule: messenger RNA, 3203 nt
Organism: Pocillopora verrucosa
Lineage: Eukaryota; Metazoa; Cnidaria; Anthozoa; Scleractinia; Pocilloporidae
Source: RefSeq, a predicted model, not a curated record